Molecule: messenger RNA, 3581 nt
Organism: Oncorhynchus keta (chum salmon)
Lineage: Eukaryota; Metazoa; Chordata; Actinopteri; Salmoniformes; Salmonidae
Product: trichohyalin-like
Exons: 5
Coding region: 33-2816 (927 amino acids)
Source: RefSeq, a predicted model, not a curated record
AGCAAUUGCUGCAUUUCCAUGUGUUUUCACACAUGUUGGAUCGCUGGAGACCUCCAGGUAACAGCAGAUGGUCAGAGCAGAGGGUUCUCCUACAAGUUCUUUCACAUCUGAAGAGAGAGGCAGAAAGACAGAGAGGCAGAAAGACAGAGAGGCAGAAAGACAGAGAGGCAGAGAGGCAAAAAGACAGAGAGGCAGAGAGGCAGAAAGACAGAGAGGCAGAAAGACAGAAAGACAGAGAGGCAGAAAGGCAGAGAGGCAGAAAGACAGAGAGGCAGAGAGGCAGAGAGGCAGACAGACAAAGAGGUAGAAAGACACAGAGGCUGACAGGCAGAGAGGCAGAGAGGCAGAAAGACAGAGAGGCAGAAAGACAGAGAGACAGAGAGGCAGACAGGCAGAAGGACAGAGAGGCAGAAAGACAGAGAGGCAGAGAGGCAGAAAGACAGAGAGACAGAGAGGCAGAGAGGCAGAAAGACAGAGAGGCAGAAAGACAGAGAGGCAGAGAGGCAGAAAGACAGAGAGGCAGAGAGGCAGACAGACAGAGAGGCAGAAAGACAGAGAGGCAGAGAGGCAAAAGAGACAGAGAGGCAAAAAGACAGAGAGGCAGAAAGACAGAGAGGCAGAGAGGCAGAAAGACAGAGAGGCAGAAAGACAGAGAGGCAGAAAGACAGAGAGGCAGAGAGGCAGAAAGACAGAGAGGCAGAGAGGCAGAGAGGCAGACAGACAGAGAGGCAGAAAGACAGAGAGGCAGAAAGACAGAGAGGCAGACAGGCAGAGAGGCAGAGAGGCAGAAAGACAGAGAGGCAGAAAGACAGAGAGACAGAGAGGCAGACAGGCAGAAGGACAGAGAGGCAGAAAGACAGACAGGCAGAAAGACAGAGAGGCAGAAAGACAGAGAGACAGAGAGGCAGAAAGACAGAGAGACAGAGAGGCAGAAAGACAGAGAGGCAGAAAGACAGAAAGACAGAGAGGCAGACAGGCAGAAAGACAGAGAGGCAGAAAGACAGAGAGGCAGAGAGGCAGAAAGACAGAGAGACAGAGAGGCAGAGAGGCAGAAAGACAGAGAGGCAGAGAGGCAGAAAGACAGAGAGGCAGAGAGGCAGAAAGACAGAGAGGCAGAGAGGCAGAAAGACAGAGAGGCAGAAAGACAGAGAGGCAGAAAGACAGAGAGACAGAAAGACAGAGAGGCAGAAAGACAGAGAGGCAGAAAGACAGAGAGGCAGAAAGACAGAGAGACAGAGAGACAGAGAGGCAGACAGGCAGAAAGACAGAGAGGCAGAAAGACAGAGAGACAGAGAGGCAGAAAGACAGAGAGGCAGAAAGACAGAGAGGCAGAAAGACAGAGAGGCAGAGAGGCAGAAAGACAGAGAGGCAGAGAGACAGAGAGGCAGAAAGACAGAGAGGCAGAGAGACAGAGAGGCAGAAAGACAGAGAGGCAGAAAGACAGAGAGGCAGAGAGGCAGAGAGGCAGAAAGGCAGAAAGACAGAGAGGCAGAAAGACAGAGAGACAGAAAGGCAGAGAGGCAGAAAGACAGAGAGACAGAAAGACAGAGAGACAGAAAGACAGAGAGACAGAAAGACAGAGAGGCAGAAAGACAGAGAGACAGAAAGACAGAGAGGCAGAGAGGCAGAAAGACAGAGAGGCAGAAAGACAGAGAGGCAGAGAGGCAGAAAGACAGAGAGGCAGAAAGACAGAGAGGCAGAAAGACAGAGAGGCAGAAAGACAGAGAGGCAGAGAGGCAGAAAGACAGAGAGGCAGAAAGACAGAGAGGCAGAAAGACAGAGAGGCAGAAAGACAGAGAGGCAGAAAGACAGAGAGACAGAAAGACAGAGAGGCAGAAAGACAGAGAGACAGAAAGACAGAAAGACAGAGAGGCAGAAAGACAGAGAGGCAGAGAGGCAGAAAGACAGAGAGGCAGAAAGACAGAGAGGCAGAAAGACAGAGAGGCAGAGAGGCAGAAAGACAGAGAGGCAGAAAGACAGAGAGGCAGAGAGGCAGAAAGACAGAGAGGCAGAAAGACAGAGAGGCAGAAAGACAGAGAGGCAGAAAGACAGAGAGGCAGAAAGACAGAAAGACAGAGAGGCAGAGAGACAGAGAGGCAGAGAGACAGAGAGGCAGAGAGACAGAGAGGCAGAAAGACAGAGAGGCAGAAAGACAGAGAGGCAGAAAGACAGAGAGGCAGAAAGACAGAGAGGCAGAAAGACAGAGGCAGAGAGGCAGAAAGACAGAGAGGCAGAAAGACAGAGAGGCAGAAAGACAGAGAGGCAGAAAGACAGAGAGGCAGAAAGACAGAGAGGCAGAAAGACAGAGAGGCAGAAAGACAGAGAGGCAGAAAGACAGAGAGGCAGAAAGACAGAGAGGCAGAAAGACAGAGAGGCAGAAAGACAGAGAGGCAGAAAGACAGAGAGGCAGAAAGACAGAGAGGCAGAAAGACAGAGAGGCAGAAAGACAGAGAGGCAGAGAGGCAGAAAGACAGAGAGGCAGAAAGACAGAGAGGCAGAAAGACAGAGAGGCAGAAAGACAGAGAGGCAGAAAGACAGAGAGGCAGAAAGACAGAGAGGCAGAAAGACAGAGAGGCAGAAAGACAGAGAGGCAGAAAGACAGAAAGACAGAGAGGCAGAGAGGCAGAAAGACAGAGAGGCAGAAAGACAGAGAGGCAGAAAGACAGAGAGGCAGAAAGACAGAGAGGCAGAAAGACAGAGAGGCAGAAAGACAGAGAGGCAGAAAGACAGAGAGGCAGAGAGGCAGAAAGACAGAGAGGCAGAAAGAAAGAAAGAAAGAAAGAAAGAAAGAAAGAAAGAAAGAAAGAAAAGACUAGGUUUAUUCUGCUCUAUUCCGUUGUCCUCCAGAGUUGCUGAAUGCUUCUCAUAAAUUCUCACAUAAAUCAGGUUUGUUCCUCUGUUCAUGCACUUUGGCUGGACUAAGAAGAGACCACAGUUUUACUCUCCCUUUAGGUGCAUUACCACAACUGGCCAACUUUGCAAAGCGAAACAUUUCAAACAUUUUAGAUUAGAUGAGUUUAUUAGUCACAUGAUAAAAUUGCAGGGUUCAGUGAAAUGCUUAAAAGCUCCAACAGGUCAAAAAGAGAAGUGAAAAAAGCAAUAAUAUAAACACCAGUAAUAAUAUAUACAUAUUUACAAUAAUAAAAACACCAGUAAUAAUAUAGACAUAUUUACAAUAAUAAAAACACCAGUAAUAAUAUAUACAUAUUUACAAUAAUAAAAACACCAGUAAUAAUAUAUAGAUAUUUACAAUAAUAAAAACACCAGUAAUAAUAUAGACAUAUUUACAAUAAUACAAACACCAGUAAUAAUAUAGACAUAUUUACAAUAAUAAAAACACCAGUAAUAAUAUAGACAUAUUUACAAUAAUAAAAACAACAGUAAUAAUAUAGACAUAUUUACAAUAAUAAAAACAACAGUAAUAAUAUAGACAUAUUUACAAUAAUAAAAACACCAGUAAUAAUAUAGACAUAUUUACAAUAAUAAAAACAACAGUAAUAAUAUAGACAUAUUUACAAUAAUAAAAACAACAGUAAUAAUAUAGACAUAUUUACAAUAAUAAAAACAACAGUAAUAAUAUA